AUUCAGCAGUCCGGUUCAUCGAGACCAAAAGUGAAGCCUUUGGUACAGAGAACCAUUCCGCUUUCCUUCUCUGAAGCCAAUUCUCUCACCUUCAAAUGUUGAAAAGCAAAGCCUGAUAACCGACUUCUUCACAGGGGCCUUUUGAAUACUGAUUUGGGAGAUGACCAAAGAACGGCCACCUGAGCCACUUGAUUUCUUCAUUUGGACUGUUGAGGAUGUUGGUCUGUGGUUGGAAGAGAUAAAUCUUGGUGGCUACCGCCAAAUUUUCAAAGAAAAUGGUGUCAAUGGAGAAUAUUUGGAGGGAAUGUCCAUGUUCACAACGGAACAGAUACUUCGGUUUAUAAGGCGCUGCCACAUGAAAUGGGGGGACUUCAUCACCUUGUGCAAGGAACUGAGGCGAAUCAAAGUGGCUUGCCUGAAAGGGGAGCAAAAGGUCCGCAGACCAUGGUGGGCUCCACCUUUCCUCUCAGCAGUGUUUGUGAAGGUGGCGAAGCGCAACAGGCAGUCACGAGUCGUUUCCUUGAAGUUGGAACCUUGAUCAUAGCUCUGCUUUUAUGAAUGUACUAUAAAUUUUCUUUAAGAAAAACAAAGAUUAGGAAACAAUUUUUUUUGUCUGCAUGUACUAUAAAUUUUCUUUAAGAAAAACAAAGAUUAGGAAACAUUAUUAUUUUUUUUGGGGGAAGGUAUUGCUGUUUGUUUCUCUUCGAGGAAACCCUCUUUGUAUGCAAGCCCUUCUAUAAACUUUGUUUUUGUAAUUGCUUCUUCUGUUCUAAAUGUGUGGAAAAGAAUAUAAUGAUUUAGCUGAAA
Cornus florida is the source of this 807-nucleotide messenger RNA. RefSeq lists its product as uncharacterized. Bases 161 to 538 code for a protein of 125 amino acids. The transcript has 4 exons. The record is from RefSeq and is a predicted model, not a curated record. NCBI's taxonomy places the organism in Eukaryota, Viridiplantae, Streptophyta, Magnoliopsida, Cornales, Cornaceae. Gene Ontology annotation, molecular function: protein binding.